UGGUGUGAACAGUAGAAGGCGAAAACCGAGUUCCCCUGAUAACCAGUACAAAGUAAUACGCGUUGCAUGUUUCUGCAUUAGAUUAAUGUUUUCCCUUUUUUUCAUCAAAUAUACUCCAUAAUUUACAAUACCCUAAGGGAAGGUAGUUGAGUUAUUAACGUAUGCUCAACACGCUAACAAUUACAGUCCUACUUUAGCAGAUCAAUAACUCUCAUAUGGACACCCUGACGUUUAUCCAUCUAUAUUCAUACAAAUAACAUACUUGUCUCAAUGUAGACAAAAUACACCCCACACACCUGUAGAGUAUACAGUUGAAACUUGUGAUCGAAACAAUGAAAAUGGAGGAUGAGCACCCCGCAAGUUCCGUGUUGUUAAAUACAUUUGUGAUAAAGAAAAAACGAUGCAGGGUAUAUUUUCACCAUGGUACCCUAAUAUGGGAAACUGAAAGACCUCCUUACACUAGGUGGACUUUGCCUUUAACUGAUGCAUUAGCUGUUAACUAUGGAGACACUUACAUACCUGAUAGCUGGAUAAGAGAAAAAAAUCCCACUGUUGUGCUUUCCACAUCACCCACCAGUUUCAUUCUCCAUUAUGCAGCACGAGGACCAAACAAUCGAUGGAGUCAUCAUAAUGUAGUUAUGAGCCAUACGGAUUCAAGACAAGUUGCAUCAUGGGUCAAAACUAUUAGGAAUUAUCUUCUGAACAUCUCUUGCCGCCCCCGAAAGAUUCUUGUAUUCAUUAAUCCAUAUGGGGGAAAAAAGAGAGGAAAAAAAAUAUGGCAGAAAGAAGUGCAACCACUGAUGAGAAUAACGGGCAUCGAGACGAGGACUAUUAUUACUGAGAGAGCAGGUCACAUUACAGAUAUUUUGCUCAAUUCAAAUUUAGAUGGUUUUCAGGGAAUUAUUUGUAUUGGUGGCGAUGGCACUUUUGCUGAAGUAUUUAAUGGACUUGUUUUGAGAACAGCCAAGGAUCUCCAAAUUGAUUCAAACGACUCAAAUGUACUCUUACCUCAACCGAUAAUUCCAGUUGGUGUAAUACCUAGCGGUAGUACCGACACUCUUGCUUACAGCCUGCACGGAACCACUGAUGUUCAAACCUCUGUUAUACACAUUAUUUUCGGUGAUACUACUGGAUUAGAUCUGUCUUCUGUACAUGGAAAUCAUAAAUUACACAGAUUAUACGCCAGUGUAUUGAGUUACGGUUAUUUGGGUGACGUUAUUAAAGAGAGUGAAAAAUUCAGAUGGAUGGGGCCUCAGCGAUAUGAUUAUUCGGGUUUCAAAAAAAUUAUAGCUAAUAAAGGAUACGAGGGGGAAAUAGAGCUUCUUUCUGAUCCAUGCCAUCCAGCUGCUAGUACUCGAUGUAUGAAGAAUUGUAAUCGUUGCAUCAGCCAAAUGACCGAUGAGAGAGGAGAUAAACAAAUAUCAAGAAAGUUGAUAGUCAGGGGAAAAUUUUUCAUGGUGAAUGGCGCCAAUGUUUCAUGUGCCUGUUCAAAAUGUCCACAAGGUUUCAGUCCACACUGUCACAUAGGGGAUGGCUGUCUUGAUAUAAUUUUAGUUCGACAUACUUCCUUAAUUAAUAACAUCAGAAUGCUAUGGAGAUUAAGCAGUAAAAGAAAAAAUGUGUAUGAUCUACCCUUUGUUGAAGUUUAUCGAGCACGUGAGUUUACAUUUCAAGCCUUUCCUCAAUUGACCUCGAGUGGUACUAUCAGUACCAGUCAUACCGCAUCGACUGUUAGUGUCUGGAAUUGUGAUGGUGAAGUUCUGGAACAUGUUGAUGUAAAAAUUAGGGUACACUGUCAAUUGCUGAAAGUGUUUACAAGACGAAUGCAAGAAUCAGUAAAACAAUCUAAAUGUUUAUGCUUUCCAUAGACAACAAAAGGGUAGGAAUCAAGGUGUCAAAGUAUUUUCUGCUAUUAUUGCAUUUUCUUCAUGUAAUUGGGAGCAAAGCUUCUACAAUUGUACUUAGCAACUAGCUACUAGAAGGUAGAAUGAAAAAAAGACAAAGUGCUGUAUUACAAAUGAAAAGAGUUGAGUAUUUUUAAGAUUCAGUAUUGUAUCAGCUAUUAAUCUAAUAAAUUUGUGGGGGACCAUGGUUAAAAAAAAAACAACUGAAAUAAUCUGUCUACUUCCAACCCUUUGUAUGUAUUUAUUAAUUUGGCAUCGAUUAAAACAUAAUCGAUUAAUGAACAAUCAAUAAAACAGACUUCGUACUAUAUCAUAAAUCAAAUCAUGGUGCUUACUCAUAAUAGUGAAUUGAAGGAAAAAAAUGUUUUAUAUAGUAAGAGAUUUUAAUCAUCAAUAUUGUCCAGUAUAUAAUACACAGUAAUUGAGUCAGUGUGGACACGACGUAUAAUUGACGCGGCAAGGUGAUAAACAAUCCCCCGCAAUCAUUUCCUCCAUUUAACCAUUUUCUACAAAUUAACUAUUUUAUUCAGGCCCUCAAAAGGGAUUUUUGUUCUUUUUAAUUUUACAGAACACUUACGUUAAGGUGAGU
Molecule: messenger RNA, 2493 nt
Organism: Fopius arisanus
Lineage: Eukaryota; Metazoa; Arthropoda; Insecta; Hymenoptera; Braconidae
Gene: Cerk
Product: Ceramide kinase
Exons: 8
Coding region: 333-1868 (511 amino acids)
Biological process (GO): phosphorylation; ceramide metabolic process
Molecular function (GO): ceramide kinase activity
Source: RefSeq, a predicted model, not a curated record